This is a messenger RNA of Mesocricetus auratus (golden hamster), 5799 nucleotides long. RefSeq names its product itchy E3 ubiquitin protein ligase (gene Itch). Gene Ontology annotation, biological process: protein K63-linked ubiquitination; protein K48-linked ubiquitination; ubiquitin-dependent protein catabolic process. Lineage: Eukaryota; Metazoa; Chordata; Mammalia; Rodentia; Cricetidae. Bases 222 to 2822 code for a protein of 866 amino acids. The record is from RefSeq and is a predicted model, not a curated record. Gene Ontology annotation, molecular function: protein binding; ubiquitin protein ligase activity. The transcript is spliced from 25 exons.
CUGCGCCUUAGGGGACGCGCCUGCGCACUGGAUGCGAACUCGCUCUAGUCGCUGUAGUCGGGGCUCGGGACCGGCUGCCAUCUUAGUGGAGGGACUGAGGAGUCGUCGCCGCCCCGAGUCCCGAUAACAUGCAUUUCACAGUGGCCUUCUGGAAACAUCGCCUUAACCCAAAGAAGUGACUCAACCAGUGAGAACUUCAGGUUUGCUGUCUUAUUGAUGGUAUGUCUGACAGUGGAUCACAGCUUCAUUCAGUGGGUAGCUUGACCAUGAAAUCACAACUUCAGAUCACUGUCAUCUCAGCCAAACUUAAAGAAAAUAAAAAGAAUUGGUUUGGACCAAGUCCUUAUGUAGAAGUCACAGUAGAUGGGCAGUCAAAGAAGACAGAAAAAUGUAACAACACAAACAGUCCCAAAUGGAAGCAACCCCUUACAGUUAUUGUUACCCCUACAAGUAAAUUACAUUUUCGUGUGUGGAGUCACCAGACCCUGAAAUCUGAUGUUUUGUUGGGAACUGCUGCAUUAGAUAUUUAUGAAACAUUAAAGUCAAACAAUAUGAAACUUGAAGAAGUAGUUAUGACUUUGCAGCUUUUAGGUGACAAAGAGCCAACAGAGACAAUGGGAGAUUUGUCAGUUUGUCUUGAUGGACUGCAAGUAGAAGCUGAAGUUGUCACUAAUGGUGAAACUUCAUGCUCAGAAAGUACUUCACAGAAUGAUGAUGGCUGCAGACCCAAAGAUGAAACAAGAGUGAGCACAAAUGGAUCAGAUGACCCGGAGGUUGCAGUGUUGGGGGAAAACAAGAGGGCAAAUGGGAACAACUCUCCAUCCCUUUCAAAUGGUGGUUUUAAGCCUUCUAGACCUCCAAGACCUUCGAGACCACCUCCACCCACCCCACGAAGACCAGCAUCUGUCAAUGGUUCACCAUCCAUCAAUUCUGAAAGUGACGGAUCUAGUACAGGCUCUUUGCCACCAACAAAUACAAAUGUAAACACAAGCACAAGUACAUCUGAAGGAGCAACAUCUGGGUUAAUAAUUCCUCUAACUAUAUCUGGAGGCUCAGGCCCUAGGCCACUGAAUACUGUAAGUCAAGCUCCUCUGCCACCUGGGUGGGAGCAGAGAGUAGACCAGCAUGGGCGUGUUUACUAUGUAGACCAUGUUGAAAAACGAACAACAUGGGAUAGACCAGAACCUCUACCUCCUGGUUGGGAACGGCGUGUGGACAAUAUGGGACGUAUUUAUUAUGUUGACCAUUUCACAAGAACAACAACGUGGCAGAGGCCAACACUGGAAUCUGUCAGGAACUAUGAGCAGUGGCAGCUGCAGCGCAGUCAGCUUCAGGGAGCAAUGCAACAGUUUAACCAGAGAUUCAUCUAUGGGAAUCAAGAUUUGUUUGCUACAUCACAAAAUAAAGAAUUUGAUCCCCUUGGUCCUCUGCCCCCUGGAUGGGAGAAGAGAACUGAUAGCAAUGGCAGAGUGUAUUUUGUCAACCACAACACUCGAAUUACACAGUGGGAAGACCCCAGAAGUCAAGGUCAAUUAAAUGAAAAACCAUUACCAGAAGGCUGGGAAAUGAGAUUUACAGUGGAUGGAAUUCCGUAUUUUGUGGACCACAAUAAAAGAACAACCACUUACAUAGAUCCACGUACAGGAAAGUCUGCCCUAGACAAUGGACCUCAGAUAGCCUAUGUGCGAGACUUCAAGGCAAAGGUUCAGUAUUUCCGGUUCUGGUGUCAGCAACUGGCCAUGCCACAGCAUAUAAAGAUCACAGUGACAAGAAAAACAUUGUUUGAGGAUUCCUUUCAACAGAUAAUGAGCUUCAGCCCGCAAGAUCUGAGAAGACGUUUGUGGGUGAUUUUCCCAGGAGAAGAAGGUUUAGAUUAUGGAGGUGUAGCAAGAGAAUGGUUCUUUCUUUUGUCACAUGAAGUGUUGAACCCAAUGUAUUGCCUGUUUGAAUAUGCAGGGAAGGAUAACUACUGUCUGCAGAUAAACCCCGCUUCUUACAUCAAUCCAGACCACCUGAAAUAUUUCCGAUUUAUUGGCAGAUUUAUUGCCAUGGCUCUAUUCCAUGGAAAAUUUAUAGAUACCGGAUUUUCUUUACCAUUCUAUAAACGUAUCUUGAACAAACCAGUUGGACUUAAGGAUUUGGAAUCUAUUGAUCCAGAAUUUUACAAUUCUCUCAUCUGGGUUAAAGAAAACAAUAUUGAAGAAUGUGGUUUGGAAAUGUACUUCUCUGUUGAUAAAGAAAUUCUAGGUGAAAUUAAGAGUCAUGAUUUGAAACCCAAUGGUGGCAAUAUUCUUGUGACAGAAGAAAAUAAGGAGGAAUACAUCAGGAUGGUAGCUGAGUGGAGAUUGUCUCGAGGUGUUGAAGAACAGACACAAGCUUUCUUUGAGGGCUUUAAUGAAAUUCUUCCCCAGCAAUAUUUACAAUAUUUUGAUGCAAAGGAGUUAGAGGUCCUUUUGUGUGGAAUGCAAGAGAUUGAUUUGAAUGACUGGCAGAGACAUGCCAUCUAUCGUCACUACACUAGGACAAGCAAACAAAUCAUGUGGUUUUGGCAGUUUGUUAAAGAGAUUGAUAACGAGAAGAGGAUGAGACUUCUGCAGUUCGUUACUGGAACCUGCCGAUUGCCAGUGGGAGGAUUUGCUGACCUCAUGGGGAGUAAUGGACCACAGAAGUUCUGCAUCGAGAAAGUUGGGAAAGAAAAUUGGUUACCCAGAAGCCAUACCUGUUUUAACCGCCUGGACCUCCCACCCUACAAGAGCUACGAGCAACUGAAGGAAAAGCUGUUAUUUGCCAUUGAAGAAACAGAAGGAUUUGGACAAGAGUAACUAUUGAGACCUUAGGCCAUCAGAGGACAGGGACUCAUCUACAGUGCCUGCCCCUUCCUUCUCUGCCUGUUGCACACCUUAUUGUAAACUUGGACUGUGACUAGAGAGCUAUCUGAGUGUAAGUAGAUUAAUGUUAUCCUUGAGAUUUAUCUUCCAGUGAUUCUGGAUUUCUACUCAGCAUCUCCAGAAAGCAGAUCUACAAACAGUAGUCAGAAACUUACUUAACAUGAGAUUUAACACAGCGAUAAAAUCUCCCUUGUCUUAUUCCACUAGAUUGUUCCCUUAACAACAAUUUUCUGUGGUGUCAAGGUCCCACUUGGGAGUAGGUCUCUUGGUGGCUGUUGUAAAAAUUCUGCAGACACGCAGGGACAUCUCCAAAGCUGCAAUACACAAGGUCUUCCUGGUAAAGCCUCUAGCUAGGAGGUGCUCGACAACAGUGCAAGCUCAGCCCCGCGUCGGCACUUGAGCAACUGUCGCUUGUGCUCUCCCUCUCAUUUCAGCCUGGCCUGACUGUUGGUUUCAUCUCUGGAGCAUGAAUCAGUGCGUCAUUCUCACGUUAUUCCUGGAAGUGACGCAGGACUCACAUCUUUCUACAAAGUAGUUUUUGUCUAUUGAAUUCAGGGAAAAAACUUGGUCCCCGCCGACAUAUGACUUCAUACCUCUCUUCAGUUUAUAAUUAUUUUAUUGCCUUGCAAAUACUAAACUUUACAAGCAGUAUUAGCACUGUGGUUCCUUUACAUUUUAGAAGUUAACCUAAAAUUAAAAUUAAUUUUUCUGAAUUCAUCUAAGAUCAUUCUUGAUUUUUAAGUCUUACACAUAAAUAGAAGCUUUAUGGUUUUAUCAUAAUCCAACACCCCAGUUACAUUUCUAAUCCAAAUAAAGGUCAGUGGUGCAGUCUUUGAAAUCAGGACAAUAUCAGCAAAAGGACAGUGUCCAACAGCACAUUUGUGCUGUUUUACACUUCUGCCACACACAGGAGCAGGCGUUCCCGUCUUCUCACAUGGUCCUGAUCUGCAAUAUUUUUCUCACCCCUAAAAACAUUAGAUUUUGCUUUUUUCUUCAUGACUCGUUCAUUUUAGACUGCUCCUUUAGUAGCUGAUGAAUGCACUUUGACUUUCUCUGUACUCAGUUUCCUUGGCUUCGCUUAGACUGUCAGGAUGGCUGCUGCCGUAGAUAAGACUUCAUGAGCAAUGAAAUGAAGCCUCAGCCAUGUCAGUCCCUAUUAUAGCCAAAUCCCCAAAACAGCCUUAUAACUCCAGCAGGGACUUUUGGACACAUGUCGUUAGCAUAGCAUGAACAUGAAGCAUGAAGCCAAGAGUACACAGAGAGUGACAAACCCCUGUUCCAUAGGAAAGAAAAUGUUCUCUGUCCCUAGCUGCUCUUCUUGUUCUCACCCUGGAACAUUCUGAACUUGUGCGGCUGUACUCUAACACUGCCAUUGAUGGUCAGCGGAGACUCGCGUGACUGAGGAAGAGUUGCCUCAUCUAGAAACCAUCAGUGAAGGGAAGCCCAGCUUCUCCCAGCCCUCUUUUUUACCCUGUAUACCACAGGAAAUACAUCAUCUCUAGAAGCCCUAGUUAUCUCCUAAGUAGGAACUCUCUGCCUUUUUGUUGGUAGGGUUAAAAAAUAUAUAUGCUAUUGCUUUGUCUUACAGAGCGAAUGUCUGCCAACUACCCAUUUACUACAUAGGCUUGGACUUUAAUAUAUGGCUAUAAAUACUAAGCCUUCUACAAAGACCUCCCAUUGGAUCAAAUUCUUGUACUGAAAUGUAGUCAUCUACCAUAUCCACUAGAGAUUUAUGAGAUUAAAUUAAGAAAUAAUGUAAGAAAAUAGGCUUUGUUGAUUCUGCAUAAUGCUUCAUGAUUCAUUUAGGGACCUAGAGAUAUUAUGUGAAAAUGUAUAAAUAUUACCCAAAAGGCUUUCUGCCCUAUAUUUUUAAAAUACAGAAGUUAUAUUUGAAGUAGUCCUGGCCCUAGUUCUAUAGGGCUUGGCUAUUUAAUAUUUUUAUGGAAGAAAUGUUUAGUUCUGGAAAAGGUAAAUGCUUGUAUAUAUUUUUGCAGCCCUGGGGUCUCCCAACUCCAUUUCUUCCUUUAAUUUAAUUGAUCACAUGUAUAUGUCUUCCCUGCUGUGUUAGGAAAAUGGGGCUGGAUAUCCCAAGAAUCAGAGAUUAUAUAAAAUAAUGCAACUAGACAGCAGACAUAAAUAUUUACCAAAUGCUCUCACAUUUUGGUUCAAAGUGAGUAUUUGGAAAUUGAUUUAUUGUGUUUAAUUAGUGCUUUUUCUUAAAUCCAGACUAAGUUGCUUUUAAGACCUUUUUCUCUGUAAGCAUUGUAAAUGCUAAUCAAUCCUGUUAAGUUUUUUUCUUACUGCAUGUUACAUUGAAAUAAAAACAGUACAGUGAGCAUUUGCCUUUUCUGUUGCUCUUUGGUGGGUUCCACAGCAGGGUCAAUAGGGAAGGGGCUUGGGUAUUUGAUGAGACGAAGUAAUUUAAAGCCAACUGAGCAAUUGAUAGCAGGGACCUGUGGUCUAGAAGCAUUUAUGUUUAGAAGUUAUUUAAAUAACUCUUUAAAAUUCAGGUACUUUUGUCACCAAAGGAUCCGCUCAUCUGCUUACCAGGUGUCACUCUAAAUGACUGUUUCAGUCAAGCCCUUGUCACUUUUUUACUUACCUGGUGAAAUUACCUGAAAUGUUUUCAGGGUAACUCAUGUUUGUGGUCUAAAUUUCUUUCACUACUUCAGUGGGGUAUCAUUGGCAUUUCCAGCCACCACGCCCUUCUGUUUUUCUUUUGGACUUUCAAGUGUUUGUAUAUGCUUCCAUCAAGUCAACCAGGGACUGGCAUACUUGCCUGUCCCUUCGCUUUCUUAGACUGAUUUAAAAUGCUCAUGUAACUACACAUCACAGGAAGGAGGUUGUCUCCCUUGGAUUCCUUUAAAAGAUGUAAGACUGUUUAUAAAAAUUAAAGUUUUUGAGUCCUUCA